Molecule: messenger RNA, 1489 nt
Organism: Daldinia caldariorum
Lineage: Eukaryota; Fungi; Ascomycota; Sordariomycetes; Xylariales; Hypoxylaceae
Product: FAD/NAD(P)-binding domain-containing protein
Exons: 3
Coding region: 49-1338 (429 amino acids)
Molecular function (GO): FAD binding
Source: RefSeq, a predicted model, not a curated record
CGAACGAACAAGUUCGGGCAUUUCAAACUUGAAAGUUAUACUUUUAUCAUGGCUCCAUUCCGUGCUAUUAAUAUCGGAGCUGGGCCAGUUGGUCUAGCUUUGGCGAACAUAUUCAAUGCUGCUGGCCUUGACUUUGUUAUUCUAGAACGAUAUCAUGAUAUAAUGAAGGAUUCUGGAGCUGGAAUUAUGCUCUGGCCUCAUACCACCCGCGUUUUCGACCAGCUUGGUCUCACAGAGCUAUGCGAUAGAAAUCGCAUACUAUUGAAGUCGAAGAUCUGUCUUGAUCAUCUUGGUAGGCAAGUCUCCAACGACCCUGCCUUUGACUGGAUCGAAGAAAACCACGGAUAUCCCGUUAUGGAAUUUUCUCGGUCAUCCUUGACUAAGAUACUCCUCGAGGGUAUCGAGGAGCAUAAGGCGAGGAUCAAAACAUCUAUAUCCAUUCGGGACAUCAAUAUGGAUGAAAAGGAGGUACGAGUUUACCUACAGGAUGGUACCGUUGAGACUGGGACAAUAGCAAUUGGAUGUGAUGGUGUUCAUAGCCAAACCCGGGAUAUUAUGCAGCGACUGGCGGUAGCAGAUGGAAUCAGGAUUGAAAGCAACCCAACAUCAAUCCUAUAUAAAUGCAUCUACGGGACAGCAAAAUCUGUCCCUGCCGUGCUGAAUGGUGUAUUCUGGGAGUCUCAUUCUUCUAGACUCGCUACUCAAUUCGCAUCUUCCCCAGAACAUGCCUAUUUCACCGUAUUCGAACGCUUACAUCAGCCUGUAGAUGAGCCUCACGUUUUUACGGGCGAAGACGCUGACAAUUACAUGGAGGAAAUAGGUGAAUCAUUCCUCACAGACAGGCUCAAGGUUAAAGAUAUCAAGCCCUACUGUACCUGGAAAAGACUCGCCUAUCAGCCACAAGGGCUGUUCCCAAAUUGGUAUCACGGACGUAUCGUUCUGUGCGGAGAUUCUGUGAUUCAGAUGACAUCCAGCAUUGGGUUGAACUUCAACGCAGCUUUCCAGACGGCUGUUGUCCUUGCGAAUAAGCUGUACAUAGCAUCACAGGGGAGCGAGGGUGUUGACACCUUGGAAGCAAUCACGAGGAUAUUCAUGGAAUAUGAAGAUGUAUGUAAGAAGGAGAUGCGACCGGUCAGCGAACUUGCCGUGCAUCAUGCUCGAGCAAUUACCUGGGGCUCAUGGGUUGAGUGGAUCCUGAUAGAGUAUAUCAUACCGUGGAUAUGGGGCGAAAAGGGGAUGAUGAGGAAAAUAGGCGAGGGAAUAAUUUCAAAGGGGCGCAAGCUAGUGUUCGUCCACCACGAGGACAAGGCCGGGAAAAUCCCAUGGGGAAACCACUAGACGGUGUUCGAAGGUCUCCUAGGAUAGGUACUCCGAGGUUAGCAGUCUGCCGUCAUGAAGCGUUUGGUGUUGGAUAUGCAAAGAUAUUUUGGAGUAUUAUCUUCAAGUACCUUAGGUAGAGAGUCAUGCAAAAGAUUGUCCUUUCCAUCCG